Rhopalosiphum padi (bird cherry-oat aphid) is the source of this 3609-nucleotide messenger RNA. RefSeq names its product vanin-like protein 1. Bases 434 to 2179 code for a protein of 581 amino acids. The transcript is spliced from 8 exons. The record is from RefSeq and is a predicted model, not a curated record. Gene Ontology annotation, molecular function: hydrolase activity, acting on carbon-nitrogen (but not peptide) bonds, in linear amides. NCBI's taxonomy places the organism in Eukaryota, Metazoa, Arthropoda, Insecta, Hemiptera, Aphididae.
GUUCGAGCUACUAGCCUGUUGUUCCGAUUGUCCGUUCUCAACGUAAAUAAUAUUAUAAUACAUAAUAUUAAAUUAUUAAAUAUUAUAUUAUAAUGUUGUAUGUAAAAAAAAAUAUAUAUAUCGUUUCUCUUGACAUUGACGAAGUUUUGUAACAAUCGUCGUUUUUGGUCUGGCAUUAGUUUCAAAUUAAUUCGGACUUAUAUGUUGACAACAAUAAUGAUCUCAGUACAAUGUACAAAUCUAGUAUAAAUAUUUAUAGUAAAAUGUGUUUAAAAUAUUCAUUUGUUAAACGUCAAGUAUUAAAACUAUAAGUUAAAAUUGUGUGUGAUUAAUGAAUAGUUUAAAAUAUUUUGGUUCAAUACCUAUACGUGUAAAUUAUUUAAACACGAUUUUUGAAGUGACUUUGAGUGGAUAGCUGUAUGACAGUAAAUUGAUGCGCUACUGCAGGUUGGUGAUGCCAGUUAAAAAAGUCAUCCAUUUCCUGAAUAGCACACGUGAUUCGAGACUGUUGAAGAUGGUAUCCACCUCCAUUUCUUUAGAUAGGAGGUCGUAUUCUGAAAUAAAAAUACCGAAGACACAAGUAAUAAAUGAGCUGACACUAAUGGUUAGCGGAAAUGAAACGACUAAAAGCAAAGGAUAUGACAGCCCAUAUUACAUUGCGGCUGUCGUCGAAUACUAUCCCAACGUGGGUUCCAAUCCUUUACAGUCAAUGCAAAACAAUUUACCAAUUUAUGAGGAUAUUAUUCACCAUGCUAGUCAAUAUGAUGUUGAUAUAUUGGUUUUUCCGGAAGCUGGUUUAACUGGAGUUACUUUACCCGACGAUCGAAAAGAAAUUAGAAAAUUUUUAACAGAGAUUCCUUCUCCGGAAAGUAACACCAUUCCAUGCUUUACUCAAUAUUGCAGCACGGUGUUGAAUAAACUAUCAUGUGCGGCUAGACUUCAUCAUAUGUAUGUGGUAGUAAAUUUACCGGAAAUAGAAUAUUGCAAAAUAGAAGAAGACGAUUCGUGUCCUGAAGAUUUAGCCAAUUAUUAUAACACAAAUGUGGUAUUUAAUAGAGAAGGAAGAAUCGUAGCUAGGUAUAGAAAAUUUAACUUAUUUGGAGAAUUAGGAUUUAAUCAUACUCGUUCAUCAGAAUUAUGUACGUUCGACACCGAUUUCGGAGUGAGAUUUGGAAUGUUCAUAUGUUUUGAUAUAUUAUUUCAAGAUCCCGCAGCUCGCCUUAUUCGUGAAACAGGCGUUAAAGAUAUUAUAUUUUCAACAGCUUGGUUUUCAGAAAUUCCUCUGCUUACAGCCGAUUCAGUGCAAGCUGGCUGGGCAUAUGCCAAUGAUGUGAAUCUCAUAGCAGCUAGUUAUAACGCUCCAUCAAUGGGCGGAGGAGGUAGCGGUAUUUACGCUGGUCGAGACGGACCUUUAGUCAUGUUCAUGCCUGACCGACCUGGCACUCACAUAAUACUGUCAAGGGUGUUGAAAAGACAGUACAACAACUGUGAAAUACAAUCAAAAAAAUGUUCGAUUGAUAAUAACUAUCAGACAUUUAUGUCGGAUAACCUAGUCUUACCUUAUGGUAAAGAAAAAUCCCCAUCAAAUAAAAAUCGGCCCAGUGAUUUCAGGUACUUCGCGGACAGCAGUUUCAAGUACUUCCACGUGGCGACCAUGCGGUCCGCGGACCCGGACGCCGAGCAACGGGACGACACGCUGUCCACGUCAUUCCAGUACGAGCACGACGGGUUCGAGUGCGCGAUGACGGUGCGCUGGCGGAACGAGAACAACAACGACACGACGGACUACAACAUGUUCGCGUACUCCGGCACCCGGACGUUCAGCGGCUACGUGGACGCGCACAUCGAGACGUGCGGGCUGACCACGUACAAGCCGGGCAACGGGGCCGCCGCCCAGUACGGCGGCGCCGUCGUGUACUACGACCCGCCCAAGGACCUGGUGACCAUCACGGGCAUCACGAUCGCCGCCCGGUCACCGGACCUGGGCACGCUGCCCAUACCCAGCACGCUGGACACGAACAGCUACCCGCUGACCAACGACUACUACACGUUCAGCAAGCGGACGGUGACGGUGGGCAAGCGGAAAAUGUUGGAGAUCAACAUGGAGCUGUCCAAGCCGGUCGCCAACCUGGUCACGUUCGGCAUUUACAAGCUACCGCGGGCGGUGCACCGCGGCUGACCGCCCGGACAUUAUGAUAUUAUAUAUAUUGCGUCCAUGACACUGCACAUAUACCUAUACCGUAACGUCGGCGCAGGCGCACAUACUGUUUUAUUUAUAUAUUUAUAUUUAUUGCGCAGUGCACACGUCAUUUCCUAUACACGAUAAAACAUAUUGUUUUGUAAUUUAUAAUAAUAAUAAUAAUAAUAAUACGUGCCCAACACUAUACGAUUGUGUAUAUACAAUACAUAUAUAGGUAGAGGCACUAAUACUUUUUUUUUUUUUCUAUUGAACGCCACGCGAAUACAAUAUUUUUUUAAGUAAGUACACGUUUAAUCGUAUCCGGCUAUACUCGGCCGUAGCACGGAGGGAGGCACCUUUUGCGUUCACUUGGUCGGUUGGAAAAGGGUCGGGAUCAUCGUUACACUUCUUGUAAUACAUAAAAUAUGCACCUGCACUUGCCACCCCUCACAUCACUUAAAAAUAAAUUGAUUGAUAUACAGUCUGUUGCAUAAUCAACGACAACAACGGCGUGUUAUAAUAAUAAUAUAUUGAAUCGUUUAUACGAUAUUUUUUUGUUUCUCUUGUCGUUUGCAGGCAGAACGGCCGCGAUUUCUCGCUGUGUAUAAUAUUGUUCUGUUCAAUGCGGUCGACCCGCGGACAGACAAACGGUUUUAUCGGCGGACCGUGUUGUAUAAUAUUAUAAUAAUGUCUCCAUGACAAGUGUUUAAAAUCUUAUGAGUUAUGACGUCGGUAAAACCAUUUGAACUAUAAUUCGCGACCAAUAAGUUAUAAUAUAUUAUACGGACCGUUUGUUCGAUUUUUGAUAUAAUACAGUCACGCGGCUAUCAUAAAAAUUUUAAAAUUAUACAAGAUAAAUCUAACAAUUAAAAAAAUAAAUUAUGUUUUAUAAGAUCGCGUGUUUUAUAACAUGUGAGAACUUAGAACUAUAGUGAUAAAAAUUCCUCAUUUAUAUUUCCACCUAAAUGUUUGCGUCCUCGUGGUAACAAUUUUAGCUGAUUAAUUAAUAAUUUAUAAAUAAAUAAUAAUAUAUUGUAUAAUACUGUACUGUAUUAGUAUUAAGUGUAUGUUAAUUAUAAUGGUAAUGAAGUACACUGUUUUAGUCAAGUUCGGUAUUAACGAACGUUUAAAUGUAUUUUAUGUACGUACAAUCGUAAAAUAGUUUUGUACUUUGCAUAUUUUUUUUGUUUAUGUUAUUUUAUGCGUGUACCUUCAAUUCGUUGUAAGUCUAGAUACUCGAUAGUUCCGUGUACCCCCCUUAAUUAAGGAUUAUUAGCACCUUCUCCUAGCUACGACACUGAUUUGUAAUAUUAGAGCUCACUACCAAUAACUUAUAUAAAGCAUUACACUGAAUGUUAUAAUUUAAAAACAAUAGUCAAAAUUUAUUUAUUUAUUUAUUUUAAAAAUAAAAAUGUUAUUUAACAAUUUAA